ACGUGACCUUGUCCUUCAGAUACGUACCUCGAGGUAACUUACCCCUGAUGGCUGAUCGCUGCACCAGCCACAGUUAGCGCCACAGUAUCUCGCAGUAGGCUCACCAGCCACAUCUGAAAUCUGCGACGCGCUCGCAACUCCCAAAUUUAUCCUGAUCCAUCUCGAGCAGGUGGAAUUAUCACAACCGCCUCUUGCCAGCCGCCGGCGGCCUUCUCCCUCUUCAAGAGCAACAACAGUCGUCACUGCGAUCAUGGCCUUUCCUCCCGCCUUCCGAUGGCUGCCCAGCCGCGCGACAGUCCUCCCCAAGACGACCUCGCUAGCCGAAAGCUUUACCCGACUAUUCAGCACAUCGCCCAUGGCGGCCCUCAAAUCGGCCAACCCGGACAAGGCCAAUAAGCGCAAGAAGAAGGGCGGCCCGCAACGCUCCGAGCAUUUCAUCAAAGUGCGCACCCUCCGUCAGAACAUGUUCCCUCCACCACCGGCCCCCCUACGAAUGGCCCGUCUACGACACCUGCGUCACUGGACGAUCCACCGUGCGUGGCUCCUCUUCAGGCGCCAGCAGCGCGAAGCUAUGGAGAAGGAGCGCGCGAGGAUGCAGGCGGGCAUGUACAAUGCCUGCGAAGAGUUGAGAACGGUCAGCGGACCCGGCGAAGACAAGGGCGUGGGCUAUCUCUACCGCGUCGCCAUGGAGAAGAAGGGCGUUUGGGGCAAAGAUGCAGUACCCAUCGAGUACGCGCGGUACCAGACCGAUUACCCCGGAGCAACGCCUUGGAAUCACGACUGGAAGAGGCAAACCUAGGCCUAGGUCCCGGCGGAUCAUGUACAUCUGUAUCAGUAGCAUGUAAAGCGGCGUUAAAACAAGACUUGAUCAUU
Emericellopsis atlantica is the source of this 873-nucleotide messenger RNA. RefSeq lists its product as uncharacterized. Gene Ontology annotation, biological process: mitochondrial translation. Lineage: Eukaryota; Fungi; Ascomycota; Sordariomycetes; Hypocreales; Bionectriaceae. The transcript has a single exon. The coding region runs from base 251 to 799 and encodes 182 amino acids. Gene Ontology annotation, molecular function: structural constituent of ribosome. The record is from RefSeq and is a predicted model, not a curated record.